CAGUGUUCUCCAGCGGAAGGAAGCGAGUGCAGAAUCUGCACCACCAGCCAAAGGAGCGUGUCGGCCGUGCCUCCAGCCUGCUGCAAGCGCACCUGCCGCAAGUGCACCUGCCGAGGCUGGCCAGCGGGGGCCCCCAGGGACAGGAGAGGGGUGUGUGCAGAGCCGGCCUGGGCUGGGGCGGCCGGCUGAGGCCGAGGUGCAGGUGUGCAGGUGGUGAGCGCCAGUGGAUGGGCCCGGCCACAACAGCCGCCGCCCACCAGAAGCUGGGUGAGGCGCUGCUCACGGUGUGGACAUGGAGGACCGUCUCUGCCUGCCCAGCUGCGUGCGGAGAAGAUCCGCGCCACCUCCAGGGCUGCCUGGGGUGAAUUCUGAUCUCACAAACGUCCGGCUCACUUCACCGAGCAUCACCUGUCUUUCCAGAGACGGAUCUAAGGUUCAGGUGGGGUUCCUGUGAGCCACGGGGCACACCCAAACGGGGGUGCACCCGGGGAUAUGGCCGAGACGCCCCCCACGCCUGUCCUUGGCAUGGAGACGCACCCAACCGCUUACAACGGCACCCCCCCGGGGCUCAACGCAUCCCACGUGCUCCCCAGCAGCGUCCUGGCAAACCAGACAGGUGAGCUCUCUGAGCAGCAGCAGUAUGUGAUUGGGCUCUUUCUCUCCUGCCUGUACACCAUCUUCCUCUUCCCCAUCGGCUUCGUGGGGAACAUCCUCAUACUGGUGGUGAACAUCAGCUUCCGGGACAAGAUGACGAUCCCCGACUUGUACUUCAUCAACCUGGCGGCGGCUGACCUCAUCCUGGUGGCCGACUCCCUUAUUGAGGUGUUCAACCUGGAUGAGCAGUACUACGACAUCACGGUGCUCUGCACCUUCAUGUCCCUCUUCCUGCAGAUCAACAUGUACAGCAGCGUCUUCUUCCUCACGUGGAUGAGCUUUGACCGCUACCUGGCGCUGGCCAGGGCCAUGCGCUCCGGCCCAUUCCGCACCAAGCAGCAUGCCCGGCUGAGCUGCGGCCUCAUCUGGAUGGCCUCCGUGUCCGCCACGCUAGUGCCCUUCACCGCAGUGCACCUACAGCACACGGAGGAGGUCUGCUUCUGCUUCGCGGACGUCAAGGAGAUACAGUGGCUCGAGGUCACCCUGGGCUUCCUCGUCCCCUUUGCCAUCAUCGGCCUGUGCUACUCACUCAUUGUCCGGGUCCUCGUCACGGCGCACAAGCACCGAGGCCUGCGCCCGCGGCGGCAGAAGGCGCUCCGCAUGAUCUUGGCCGUGGUGCUCGUCUUCUUCAUCUGCUGGCUGCCGGAGAACGUGUUCAUCAGCGUCCACCUGCUGCAGCGCACACCGCCAGGAGCCGCUCCCUGCAGACAGUCCUUCCGCCAUGCCUACCCCCUGACCGGCCACAUCGUCAACCUGGCAGCUUUCUCCAACAGCUGCCUAAACCCCCUCAUCUACAGCUUUCUGGGGGAGACCUUUAGGGACAAACUGAGGCUGUACAUUGAGCAGAAAACCAACGUGUCAGCCCUGAACCGCUUCUGCCACGCCGCCCUGAAGGCGGUCAUUCCGGACAGCACUGAACAGUCAGAUGGGAAGUUCAGCAGUGCGGUGUAGUCAGCUGGGCUCAGCAGAGACCAAACGCUGUUACCCGCACGGCAAGGCGAAGGAAGGGCUGGGCCGCACCACACACUGACCCCUGAUGGAAUGUCCUGGACCGUCUGCGCCCCAGCUGCGGGCACACGCGGGCUCUGAGGAGCCCUCCCCGCCAGGCACCUUGACUUUGGGCCAUGUGCGUGGCACUGGGGCUCCCACCCCUGCCCACUGCCGCAGGCCAUGGCAUUGGCGAAUGGGCACGGGGACCAGCAUGGGCUCACGCUCCGCUCUGCACACAUGGUGUCCUGUAGCAGAAGAUGCUUCACAGGCUGGCCAAUGAAAGCAAAAAGGCGGGGACGCUUUGGAAGAAAUACCUCAGUUCGGAGGUCAAUCUGCCCAUAAAUCUGCCAUCCUUGGGAAAAAUGAAGUAUGGACAGAACACACCAAGCAGAUCUGACUUGGACGGUGUGGUCUGUUCUCCAUGUCUGUGGCUUCCUUGUGGUACCAACACAUGUGCUCAGGUGAGAGAGGAGCGGAGAUGUGCUUCUCCCCGGCACCCCGCUCAGAACAGCUGCUCACCGACCCCAACUGAACGACUCCGAGCACCCAUGCUGCCUGAGACGGAAGGUUCUUCUUCAACCAAGAGACCCCAUGCCGUCUGAGCCGCUGGCCUACUGCCAAGUGUGGUCUUAUUGGCACCCACGCCACCGUGGACUGAGACCACAAGGGUGCAGGCUGUUGGGGGGGAGGUGGCACGCGUGGUAAAAUGCUGGCGUCUGAGAACAAUGGUGGGGGCGAAAAGGAAGGAACUGUAAACAGUUCUCCCAAAAACGUACACGAGAAAACCUUUAUCAAUAAAACAUAGUA
Molecule: messenger RNA, 2451 nt
Organism: Hyaena hyaena (striped hyena)
Lineage: Eukaryota; Metazoa; Chordata; Mammalia; Carnivora; Hyaenidae
Gene: GPER1
Product: G protein-coupled estrogen receptor 1
Exons: 2
Coding region: 493-1605 (370 amino acids)
Biological process (GO): G protein-coupled receptor signaling pathway
Cellular component (GO): membrane
Molecular function (GO): G protein-coupled receptor activity
Source: RefSeq, a predicted model, not a curated record